Messenger RNA from Trypanosoma cruzi, 519 nucleotides. RefSeq lists its product as uncharacterized. Gene Ontology annotation, biological process: tRNA threonylcarbamoyladenosine modification; telomere maintenance via recombination. The transcript has a single exon. The record is from RefSeq and is a predicted model, not a curated record. Bases 1 to 519 code for a protein of 172 amino acids. Gene Ontology annotation, cellular component: nucleus; cytosol; EKC/KEOPS complex. Lineage: Eukaryota; Euglenozoa; Kinetoplastea; Trypanosomatida; Trypanosomatidae.
AUGGAACGCAUCGGUGAUUUUGUCGUGCUGUCAUAUCACGACGUCCGUGACGCUGCCUCGCUGCAUGAACAAUUUAAAAAGCGCUCCAUCAGUGCCGCCGUUAUUGACUCCGCGUACAUCAUGUCACGGCUCCACCUGGUCGUGGCGCUGCAUCGCAUUAGUUCUGCGCCGCUCAUUAUUGGUCACGACGACUGUCAGCCAAAAAUGACACGCAAGUCGACGGCCCGGACGGCUCGUGAUGUCUUUGCUGCGCUCUCCCAUACACGAAACCUUUACCGCGUGCUGGAGCACCUCACCUGCUCCGAGACGACCAGGGCGGUUGUGAUUGUCCUAAGCGCCCCGACGGAGGAGGAUGUUGCGGCUGUUCUAGACAUUGUUCAAGGAGUACGGCAUGGGCUUUUGUCACUGGAGACGUACCGCGACGAAGCGGCUGUGCGAGAGUUUUAUGGCGUUGGCGAGAGCGAAGCGGCGGCACUUGAAGUGACGAUUGUAAACCGCCUAGCCACAAGCGACAUUUGA